AGCAUUAAGCGGAUGCUGACAAACAAGAUUUAUCGUACUGGGAAGGGAAAGCUUUAAGAUGGUAUUGGUUUAUAAGAACUGCCAAUUAACUGACAGGAUCAUACUCUUUAACUGGUAAACAGAGGACAAGCUAUCAGAAAAAAGCAGGGACAUUCAAUUACUGUGCUAAUUCAAUUUCAGCCUUGAAAUAUCUCAUUUUUUUCUUCCUCUCUGGUCGCCGAUUUCUGCACUAGCAUGGAAACUGAGAAUAUGUCACUGUCAACCGCAGCGAUGGACAUUUUGAUCAACGAUAGCGUAUCCCCUCGCUCUAAUGGAACUAUGAUGCGUUCUCAAUCUGAAUUUGACCAGAAGGGAUAUAUAAGAAUUUCACUGUACAGUAUUAUUUUCAUAUUAAGUGUUGUAGGAAAUGGACUAGUGAUACUAACCUUGGCGCAGAACCACAGGAUGAGGACUGUUACAAAUGUGUUUCUGCUAAACCUCAGUAUCAGCGACCUUCUCCUGGCCGUAUUCUGUAUGCCAUUUACCAUCAUUCCGCAAUUAAUGAGAAAAUUCAUAUUUGGAGAAUUCAUGUGCAUUACCAUUCGAUAUUUUCAAGCUGUCUCGGUAGGAGUAAGUUGUUUCACUCUCGUCACGAUCUCGCUGGAGAGGUACUUCGCCAUUGUUGAACCAUUGAGGUCACGUCGCUGGCAGACUCGAUCCCACUCUUACAAGUGCAUCAUGGGAAUAUGGUGUGUGGCCUUCACCUUGAUGAUUCCAAUCGCUGCUUCACAGGAUCUCAUACGCGUUGGACACAGAAAACACUAUGCUUGCCGAGAAAUUUGGCCGGAGAAGCUGAAGAAAGUUGAGAUUGUGUACAGCGUUAGCUUAUGUGCCAUUUUGUUUAUCGUACCGCUGUUCAUUAUGGCGCUGGCUUAUGGGAGAAUUGCGUACCGAUUGUGGGCUGAUAUCACCCAACAGUUCAGUGACAAUGCGGAGGGGGUCCAAAGUAAACUAUCUGUUACAUCCAAGAAAGAAGAAGAAAACACCCCAAUGUCCACUCCACUUCGAUGUCAACAGAAAAAUGGCGACCACAUUAGCUUACGUCAUUCAAACAUGCGUCACAGUAUAUCAAGCAGACGACGGGUGAUCAAAAUGCUGUCUGUAAUUGUGCUGGAGUAUUUCGUCUGCUGGACCCCACUGUACGUAUGUAGCACGUGGAUGAUAAUUCACUACCCAUCCAUCCAUGACCGCGUGUCCAAUCUUGCAUGGGGCUUGAUGCUUCUUCUGGCCUAUGUGUCAUCGUUCGUGCACCCCGUCACUUACUGCUUCAUGAACAAAAACUUCCGAAAGGGAUUCGUAUCUGUUUUCAAGUGUUUUUUAAAAAGUCGACUGACGUCACAGACUGAGAUGAGCAAUAUGAUGGCGACUUCCUCCCCUACCGUGCGGUUUCAGUCUACGGAGUACACACGAGUCCAGUCUAUAGACUGAAUAAACAAUUUAGAACUCAACAACACACCACGGGAGUCCAUUCUAUAGACAUAAUAGACAAUUUAGAACCCAACAACAUACCACGGGAGUCCAUUCUAUAGAUAAUUUAGAAUCCAACAACACACUACACGGGUCCAGUCUAUAGACAAUUUAGAAUUUAACAACACAUUACACGGAUCCAGUCCAUAGACAAAAUAGACAAUUUAGAACUUAACAACACAUCACACGGGUCCAGCCUAUAGACUAAAUAAAUAAUUUAGAAUUUAACUACAUAACACGAGAGUCUAGUCUACAGGAUUCUAGUUUAUAGACUAAAUUUAUUAAACAUCUCCAUCAUAUAAGCAUGUCCCAAUCUAGACACUAUAGACAUCAAUAAGUCAUCAACACACCACAGGGUUUUCCGCUUUAUAAACUGAAUGUGUAGACUGAAUAUCACCCUCAUACCACAAGGAUUCAGUAGAAGACUAAAUUCAUCAACAAACCACAAAGGUUCGGUCUGUAGACUAGAUGUUUAGAACAAACUAUGUACUGUAUAAAACUUCUGUCUAUAGACUAUCAUAAAAGUAUCGACACGCCAGAGAAGAAUCGGGGGUGACGUCGGUAGACAACGUUGUAUAUAUACUCAUCAAAUCACGUCAAAGUGUAAUGUUGUUGGAGUAUGUGUCUAUGAUGUGUCUAUGAUGUAGAGAAAUCAGAUAUAGUGAGUAUACAUGUACGUAUCUAAAUAUUUUAUUAAAUAAAUCAAAACAUACGUCA
Molecule: messenger RNA, 2223 nt
Organism: Ostrea edulis (European flat oyster)
Lineage: Eukaryota; Metazoa; Mollusca; Bivalvia; Ostreida; Ostreidae
Product: cholecystokinin receptor-like
Exons: 3
Coding region: 235-1467 (410 amino acids)
Biological process (GO): neuropeptide signaling pathway
Cellular component (GO): membrane
Molecular function (GO): gastrin receptor activity; neuropeptide receptor activity
Source: RefSeq, a predicted model, not a curated record